Messenger RNA from Silurus meridionalis, 5621 nucleotides. It is a transcript of the gene znf407, whose product is annotated as zinc finger protein 407. Lineage: Eukaryota; Metazoa; Chordata; Actinopteri; Siluriformes; Siluridae. Gene Ontology annotation, molecular function: nucleic acid binding; zinc ion binding. The record is from RefSeq and is a predicted model, not a curated record. Gene Ontology annotation, cellular component: nucleus. Gene Ontology annotation, biological process: regulation of gene expression.
UGGUGAGACGUGUGAUGUAUGGUUUAGAGACAGUGGCAUUGAGUAAAAGACAGGAGGUGGAGCUGGAGGUAGCAGAGCUGAAGAUGUUAUGGUUUACAUUAGGAGUGGACAUGGGGUCUCACACAGAAGCGGCAACAGGACAUAUCUGCUACCAGAUCUGAUUUCAACGGUUUAAAUGCUGGUUUUCCGACUGGCAAAAAAAAAAAAAAAAAAAGAACCUUUGUACAAUCCAGUUGUGCAAUUAGAAAAAUGUUAUAUAUUUUUGAUGCAAAUAGCGGAGAAUAAUCGUGUGCAUGAAAAAUGCUGCCAUUGAUAUGCAAUUGGGAUCAAAAGUAUACGGACACCCCAACAUCACACACUUUGGAGUUGCCACAAAGUUAGAAACACGAUUGCAUCUUUGUAUUGCUGUAGCCAUUCAGUUUCUUUCUUGAGGCUCAAUCUCGAAUACAUGGUUUGCCACGGUUGCAGUCGAAGGGAUGAAACCGGAACACUGACUCAACCCCAGAGAUCCUCAUCUUCAUGUUCUUGUGGAUGAAUGAGUACAAAACCACACAGUCCAGCUUUAAAAUGAGAAAGAUCUUCAGAGAAAAACAAUUGGAAACUAUUAAGACUGCAAAAAAAAUAAAAAAUCUUAAAGUUUGUCUGUAUAGCGUAGCUGUGUGUGUACUUUGUGAUGGCUUCAAACUAUACAUACAGUAGUUGCUUUGUGAAAUGGUUUCUUAAUACUGAAGACAUGGAUCGUUUGCAGAGGAAGUUACGAUCAAGGAAAGCGACGAGCGAGGAGCGGCCUGAGAAUAAAGACGAUAAUGGUCAAAAUAAAGGAACUCCGAGUCCAAGUGAACGCACUCACACUGUAGUCUCUAAAGAGGAGAAUAACGGGCGUGCGUGUCGUGAGUGCGAUUUUGUGGCUAAAACUCCUACUGCUCUGAAAAUCCACUGCAGGAGGAAACACAAUAGCUCUAAAUCUGAGGGUGCGACAGGUGCAGCUGAAAAGGUUGCGGAGGAGAAAUCAUCUACAGACGAACCAAAAUCAUCAACGCCCCCUACUGACUCGCCCCAUAUAGACCAGCUCAGCUCUGGUGUAACCACUAUAAAUUCACCCAGCUCUGCAGCACCCCCUAUAGACCACCGCAGUUCUGAUGUAGCCUCUAUAGAUCCAAUCAGCUCUGCAGUACCUCCUAUAGACCACAUCAGCUCUGGUGUAGCCCCUUCAGAUACACUCAGCUCUGCAGCACCCCCUAUAGAUUACCACAGCUUUGGUGUAGCCUCUAUAGAUCUAAUCAGCUCUGCAGCAGCCCCAAUAGACCACCACAGCUCUAGUGUAACCCCUAUAGAUCCACUCAGCUCUGUAACAGCCCCUAACGAGCAGCUCAGUACAGAGACACCCCCUGUAGAGCAGCUCAGCUCUGGUAUACUUGGUAUACCUGCAAUAGACCAGCUCGACAGUGGAACACAGCGUUUUGAGCGUCUGUACUGCAGGUGCUGCAGUUUUUACACUUGCACGGUCGAGGAGAUGAACGCUCACCUGAGCGACGAGUCACACCUCAACUUGACGGCAGAGAAAAAAAUCGGCCCGCUGUUCGAGCAGUGCGUUGAAAAAGUGCUUGUUAUUUUAUCGGACGAACCAAAAAGCGCAGACGUGCAGCGCGAACACGAUGAAGGCGUCAGCGAAUGUGCCACCGAGGACGCUGAAGGGAUGGAACCCGCCGAACGCGCUUCAUCAGAGGUAGCGGACGCUAGUGAUUCGCACAAACGGAAACGCGGAAGGCCCAAGUCAUCUCAGGUAAUAAGCUGCAGUCACUGCGGCCUCGUGGCAUCCAAUCCCACAAACCUGAGCGUGCACAUCCGGCGCAAACACAGCCGCCUAUAUGGCUUCCACUGCAAACUGUGUGACUACUCGUGCGUGACCAAAGGAGACAUGGACCGGCACUGUGAAACCAAAAAGCAUAUUAAACGUGUGCAGAGCGACGGCGACGGACAGGAGGCAGUCAUCACACUAAAUCCAGAGCAGACUGCUCAGAGUGGCGAAAAAACGCCCAAUGCACCGGACACUGAAACGCAGGAAACAGCAAAUGUAGAACAAAAAGGCGAGGCAGAGGAAACCGGAAGUGACCCUCCCUGCAAAAAACCCAAGUACGACUCGGUGUACUCGUGCAUUCACUGUUACUUCGUCGCUCAUUCUGCGCUGUCGCUAGCCCUACACGUGCGCCGCAAGCACACCCGGGAUUUCGAGUUCGUGUGCUUGGCGUGCAGUUAUUACGCAGUGACCCGCAGAGAGAUGUCCCGCCACACUGCAACCGAGAAACACAAAUUCAAACGGCAGCGAUACCUCAACAAAACGCACCAACCCGAUGCGGAGAAACUCGAUGAGAACGCAAGCCGACAAGCUGAAUCCGGGAACCUAUCGGAUGGCGCCAACAAAGAAAACGCUCAGCAAAAUCCUGACAACGCUCACCAACACAACAAGCAUUCGAAUACAGAUACAGAACGAGCCUCCGGUGUUAAUGAUGCAAAAAAUGACGAAGGAAAAGGAAGUGGUGGUGAGGAAGAGCUGAAUAGGACCCCACAGCUGAAGUCCGGUGAAGACACAAAUAGCUCAAAGGACUCAGAGUUUGCUGAUCCAUCAAACGCAGAGGAAGGUGACGAGGAAUACAAUAACGAUGACGAAGAAGAUGAGGAACAGGAGGAUGAGGACGUGUGCGAUACAGAUGGUGAAAGUCCCUCCAGUGAGGGCCGCGUGUGCAGAUCGACGGCGUUUGACGAGUGCGUCUUUUCCUUAAAACGGCCAGCAGAUGGACCGCACGACAAAGACGACGGAGAGGCGUACAUAUCCCUCCAGCAGGCUGCGAAGAUGCUGAAAAUGUUGGAGGGACAAGAAGUGAGCACGCGGGUCCGUUGUGGCGAUUGCGGCUUCUUGGCGGAGGGGCUCAGCGGCUUGAACGUCCACAUCAUGAUGAAACACUCAUCAAAGGAGAAACCCUUUCACUGCCUGCUCUGUGGGAAGUCGUUUCACUCGGACAGCAGCCUGCAGCAGCACCUGAGUAGCUCGGCGCACGUGCGGACGGAGCGCGGAAGCGUGGACGAGCGGCCCGAUGGAGGCACCAUCUUUCGCUGUGUGCGCUGCAAUGAGCACUGCAGCUCGGAGCAAGAGCUGUUUCACAUUAAAGAGAAACAUGAGGAGCUGCUGCGCGAGGUCAACAAGUACGUGAUGGAGGACACGGAGCAGAUCAACCGUGAACGUGAGGAGAACCCUGGGAACGUGUGCAAAUACUGUGGCAAGGUGUGCAAGAGCAGCAACUCCAUGGCCUUCCUCGCUCACGUCCGCACACACACAGGUUCAAAGCCAUUCAUGUGUAAGAUCUGUAAUUUUGCAACGGCCCAACUCGGAGAUGCCAGGAAUCACGUGAAGAGACAUCUCGGCAUGAGAGAGUACAAGUGUCACCUCUGUGGGUGGGCUUUCGUGAUGAAGAAACACCUGAACACUCAUUUGCUGGGAAAACAUGGACUAGGCCAGCCAAAAGAGAGGAAGUACGAUUGUGAACUGUGCGAGCGGAGUUUUAGCGAGAAAUGGGCCCUUAAUAACCACAUGAAGCUUCACACUGGAGACAAACCCUUUAAAUGCCCUUGGUCAUCUUGUCACUAUGCCUUUCUCACACACUCGGCCAUGAAGGACCAUUACAGGACGCAUACGGGUGAAAAGUCAUUUCUGUGUGAUCUCUGCGGUUUCGCUGGUGGAACUCGUCACGCUCUCACUAAACACCGGCGCCAACACACAGGUGAGCGUCCGUUCCGUUGUGACCUCUGCAGCUUUGCCUCGACCACUCAGUCGCAUUUGACCCGACACAAACGCGUUCACACGGGGGAGAAACCGUAUCGCUGCCCCUGGUGUGACUACAGGUCAAACUGUGCCGAGAACAUCCGUAAGCACAUCCUUCAUACGGGGAAACACGAGGGUGUGAUGAUGUACAACUGCCCUCGCUGCGACUUCUGCACCAAUUCGCCAUCCGAGUUCCGUAACCACCUUAAGGACAAACACAUCGAUAUCGAGAACCCUGACCUCGCUUACCUUCAUGCAGGAAUCGUUUCGAAGUCAUUUGAGUGCCGGCUCAAAGGGCAGGGGUCAACAUAUGUGGAGGCCGACGCCCCUUUCAUGCCAGACGAAGGGCGUUUAGGAGCCGAAACCUUGCAGCAAGUCAUUAUCAUCCAGGGAUAUGGUGAGGAGGCGGAGUUGCAGGGCACCGAGAUGGAGGAGGCGGAGCUGGAGGAGUCGGCGGCGGCUACUUUGCAGACUCUGGCCAUGUCCUCCGUCAACGGUGAGCUGUUGCAGGUUACGCAGGACGGAUCCAUCAUUCCCUACACGCACAAAAACUACGUCCUGGUGGAGUCGUCGGGUUCGGGGGCGGAGCAAACGUUGCAGAUGGCAGAGAAAGCGUUGCACGAAGCCAAUCCUGACGGGACGGCGCCGUCUACCGCACUAGAUGCUCUGCUGUGCGCCGUGUCUGAGAUCGACCAGCAGGACGGCGCCACGCAGCAGGAUAUCAGAACCACCCAACAACAAGUACACGCCCAGGGGGAGGGGCAGGAGGCGGUCCAGGUUUACGGAGAGGUCGUACGGGUGUUGGGCCACGCCCCUGACGAAGUCCUACAGUUCGCGGCCAGCCAGCUGAUGAUGAGAGAAGGGUUAACACAAGUGAUCGUGAACGACGAAGGAACGCAUUACAUUGUGACCGAGGUGGCUGAAGGGGAUGUGUACGCGCAGAGCGAAGGGGUGGUGUCUGGACAGGAAGUAGGGCUUGUGGAUGAUUCAGGAAACCAGUCCGGUGAGGCUCAGGUCACAUAUGAUCCAGUCAGCCUUAAACAAGAUGCUCAGGAAUAAUUUAGGCAGGACUGAAGAGUUUAGCCCCACCCCUUUUUUUACACACACCUUGUGGCUCCACCCACGUAUUAUCACCUAACCUGAAGUACAACCUGCAGUUGUGUGAUGUCAAGGAUUAUUUUUAUUAUUAUUUAAUUUUGAGGCAUCAUUAUAUGUAAAAAAAAUAAAUACUUCUUCUGUAUUGAAUUUAAAAUUGUUGACUGUUUGACCAAUGUAGUUAAACACAGAAAUUAAAAACCGGCAAUGAAUCUUAUGUUACAGAUUUGCACCAUUGGAUAGGAUGGGGAUAUGUGGAUAGCUCCAGAGAGCCAAUGGGAUGGGGUCAAAUCCAGAACUUAAGUUUCAAGGGGUUGUAAGAAACUAGAUAGCUUGGGGCCAAUCAAUAGAGCUGUAGGCAUUUUAACUGAUUGAGGCUGAGGGUGGAUCCAGAGAGCUGCAAAACCAGGCCAGAUCUAAAGCUCAAAGCACAGUAGGAGCGGCCAUGCGAAUCCCUUGUUUGAUUCAAGGGGGUGAAGCCGGAUGCCAAAGCAACCAGGAGGCAGGGCAUUCAGUGUAUAUUGAGCGUUGGGAGAAGUUUGCUCUGAUUAAAACAGUUCAAAUCGGGACACAACACACAGCUCACGCAUACACACACACACAUCGUUUUGAAACAAACGGAUUUUCCUGCUAUUUUUUGUAGAUUUUGCUUGAUAGUGGGUGGAUGAAAGAAUGGACAAAAAUUUCAAUAAACGUAUAAAUGAGUAAA